This is a messenger RNA of Charadrius vociferus (killdeer), 2154 nucleotides long. RefSeq names its product TNF receptor-associated factor 3 interacting protein 1 (gene IFT54). The record is from RefSeq and is a predicted model, not a curated record. Gene Ontology annotation, cellular component: intraciliary transport particle B; axoneme; centrosome. The coding region runs from base 1 to 1950 and encodes 649 amino acids. The transcript has 16 exons. Gene Ontology annotation, biological process: cilium assembly; regulation of microtubule cytoskeleton organization; intraciliary transport. Lineage: Eukaryota; Metazoa; Chordata; Aves; Charadriiformes; Charadriidae. Gene Ontology annotation, molecular function: microtubule binding.
AUGCCGACACCCAAAAGAGUACCAGAUUGGAGCCAAGCAGUCACUAGCCUCUGUCAGUACAUUGCACUGGUAAUUAGAGUGACGGGUUUUAUGAAAGGACUUUACACGGAUUUUGAAUUGAAAUCAGAUAAUGUUAAGGAUAAAGAUGCCAAAAUCAGCUUCCUUCAAAAGGCCAUUGAUGCUGUUGUAAUGGUAACAGGAGAGCCACUGUCAGUAAAACCAGCGCGUGUUGUGGCUGGACAUGAACCUGAAAAAACCAAUGAAUUUCUUCAAGCAAUUGGGAAGUGUUGCUUAAAUAAGCUGUCCAGUGAUGUUGCUGUAAAAAGAAUCUUAGCUGGGGAAAGAGCUGAUGCUAAAGGGAAGCCUCCAUCCUCUAAAUCUCAAGAUAAAGAAAGAGAAUCCAAAACAGAAGAACAAAAAAGCCAUAGAGAUAAAGAGGGUAGAGGAGAGACUGAAAUUAAAGACAGAAGCUCAAGCAGAGACAGAAAACCCAAAAGAGAUUUGAAAGAGACCGAAGAAAGAGAAAAGGAAAGUGAUAAACAGAAGGAUAAUGAAGACAGGCACAAAGACCCUGAAAGAGACACCUUUAAGGAAGGAGAAAAACAAGAAAGGGAAAGAAGCAAAAGCAGAACAACCACACAAGGAAAAGAAACAGAAAAAAACAAGGGAAAAAGAGACAUAGAACGAGAAGAUGAUCUCGAGCGUGAUAAAGGACAGGAAAGAGAGAAAAAAAAUGAAGGAGGAAGAGAAAAGGACAGACUGAAAGGAAGAGACAAAGAUAAGGCUAGGGACAGAGAACGAGAGAAAGACAGAGAUAGAGGAAAAGAUCGGGAAAGGGAUAGACAAAGGGACAGAGAAAAAGAUGGGGAGCAUUUAAGAGAACAUGGAAAGGAUAAAGCAGAGAAAAAGUCUGCAGAUUCUGAGGAAUCCACACUUAGAAAAAUGCAGAAGCCAACUAAAGACAGCAAGUACCAGCCAGAUAAUGAGACUGAAAGUCCUGCAGGGAUAUCAAGGCAGCCUUCAACAAAAGGAUCAAGGCAACGUGCCAGACCCGGAGGAGAAGGAACCAUGGAAACAAAGAGCAUGGCAGAUAGGAUUUCAGAAGACAAUGUUGCUAAACUGCAAGAGAAAGCUGAACCAGGACUUACAGUAAAACAAAAAGAAGCAGAAGCAGAGAAUAUGGCUCCUGAAAAGUCUGCAGUAUCUGAAAAUGGUGAAGUACCUAAUGAUCUUCCACCUCAGCCCAUCCAAAGACGUAUUCCCCGUCCUAGCAGUGCAAGGCCAGCACCACCCCGAGUAAAACGUCAAGAAAGCGCAGAGGUCUUACUUCCAGAAAGGAGUGGUGGUGGUAAAGCAGUCUCAAAUGUGAUCAUAGACCAGCAGAUUUCUGAUGAUGAUGACCAGUUUGUGGUGGAGGCAGCACUGCCUCUGCCAGAAAUGGAAACGGAGCCAGAAGUGGAGCUGGUUGAGGAUGAAAAGCAUGGUGGGCUUGUAAAAAGAAUCCUAGAAACAAAGAAAGAUUAUGAGGCAUCACAGAAAUCAUCAAAGAUGACAGACACGGAGAAGCCCUUUGUGUCAGAAGCAGCUAAGAAGAAAGAGAGAGACUUGGUAGCCAAAGAAAUUGAGAAGUUUCAGGUCUCUAUUCAGACUCUGUGCCGGAGUGCCCUUACGCUUGGCAGAAUCAUGGAUUACAUUCAGGAAGACAUGGAUGCCAUGAAGAACGAGUUGCAGAUGUGGCGGCACGAGAACAGACAGCAUGCAGAAGCUCUACAGAAAGAGCAAAGCGUCACAGACAGUGCUGUAGAACCAUUAAAAGCUGAUCUGGCUGAACUGGAACAGUUGAUUAAAGACCAGCAAGACAAGAUCUGUGCUGUAAAAGCUAACAUUUUAAAGAACGAAGAAAAAAUCCGGAGGAUGGUUCUUAGCAUAAACCUGUCUUCAAGAAGGUGAAGAAGAGGAAGAAAAAAAAACGCCUUGGGACUGACUGACAUUCCUACCAAAUGAAAACAAAAUAGAAGAGAAAAACUAAGAUAUGCCUUGAUUAGAUAUAAAAUGUUUAGGGACCAGAAGCCUAAAAAUUGUAUAAAACCCCAUUGUUGCAUUGAUCUUUAGAUGUUGAUAUUACCCAGGAUAAAGUUAUAUUAAUUUGGAUGC